Molecule: messenger RNA, 366 nt
Organism: Aspergillus steynii IBT 23096
Lineage: Eukaryota; Fungi; Ascomycota; Eurotiomycetes; Eurotiales; Aspergillaceae
Exons: 4
Coding region: 1-366 (121 amino acids)
Source: RefSeq, a predicted model, not a curated record
AUGCAAUACAACACAGUGUCCCUCUUCCUCCUACUUGCCGGAAGUCACUCACCAUCUCUCAGCGCUGUAGCAAAGCUCCACAACGUCGCCGCCUGCGUCUCCGACAGGCAAUACACUAAUCUCGGCGGCACCGGCUUCAGCGUCAGCUACACCUGGGCCAAGAAGUACGAGAUUCUGCCCGACGAGACCAAAUGCGCAUGCGACUUCUAUAAGCAGCGCAACACUGGCGGUAACCAGUGGGAUCAGUGCCCUGACUGUACCUUUGACGGGACUUACUGCAAUUCUGCGGAUUGGCAUAUUGGUGGUGACGAGAUGACGUAUUAUUGUGAGAAGUUGUGUCAUGCUCAGGGUGCGGAGGGAAAUUAG